AUGGGACAGCCUUCCGGUCAGUACAAUCCAAUUAUGUUCAAUCCGCAGCAGUACCUCAACUUCAACUUUGGAAUGAAUUAUACCAACAAUCAGGUACAUUUCCGACAGUCAAAAAUAAACAACAGAAGUUUAAGCUGUUCGAUUUUCCGAACCCACAGCAACAGUAUCUCAUGCAACAACAACAGCAGCAGCCACUACUUCAACAUCAAAAUCCACCGAUUCAGCACGGCAUGGGUGCUAUGCUUACUCCUCAGCAGCAACAACAAAUGCUCCAGCUCAUGCAGCAGCCUGUUCAACCACAAACUCUCCAACAUCAAGUUCAAAGACAGCAGCCGCAGUUACAACAACGUCAAUCCCAGCAGGUAACAAAAGUGAAGGUGGAACUAUAAUCAAACCAUUUUUUGCAGCAACAGUUUCCUCAACAGGCGCCUAUACUUUUUGAACAAAAUCAAAUAACCUCUGCUCAUCAAAAACUCUUCGAAGAGCAAUGCCGACAAAUAGAAAGGGAAAGAAGAGAACAGGAGGAAAGAAAAAAGAAACAAGAUCUUGAAGAUCAGCGGAAACGUGCAGACGAAUUCAAAAAGCAGCGGCUUUUAGAAGAGAGGCGUCACCAUGAAGAACAGCAGAGAUUGCGAGAACAAAUGGAAAGAGAAAGGAUCGAAGAAGCGAAACGAUUGGAAGAAGUCGCUCGCCUGGAAGAAGAACGGCGUGUCGCAGAAGAAAAACGACGAAUAGAAAAACAGCAAAUAGAAAAAUUCACUGAAGAGCGAAACAAGAAAGAAACAGAGUUGCAGAAACAGAGAAGUGGAAUGGAAUCACGAUUUUCACAAAUUCAGCAGCCACUGACUCUUGUCGGCACUCAUUUUCUACCAAACUGUAAGAUUUUAUUCAUCCAAGAAAUCCUAAAUUUCAAUUUUAAGUCCUCGACAUGAUUCCAUUUCCUUAUGAAAGUAUGACUGAUUCAACUGUGCCACACGUUUUCGACAUGAAAAGGAAUGGGUCUAUACUUGACAAUUGUGAUUCUAAUAUGAUUGCCACGAUUAGUAAUUUGCUCAGUUCAACCAACGUCGAUGAUAUGUAAGUUUGUCCAAUUCGCCGUUUGUUCAAUUUUCAAACAAUUUGGAAACUCAUAGGUGCGGGAUGUUGGAGAAACGCCAAAACAUGUUUCCGACCUCGCGGUGGGAUUGAAAUUUUCGAACCAGCGGCAACCAUAAGACAGAACAACUUGGCGCCUUUCGGCUGCCAAAUUUUUUUCCCGAACCAGGCCCCUCACACCUCCAGUCCCGAACUGCCGGCGCGCAAUUCAAAACACCUAUGUGGAAACUGUCUUUUUGGAUGUCCGCUGAGCGCAGCAGAUAGACCGCCCGGACAAAGCCGAACCUGCGACCGCGUGCUCCGUAGGCGCGCAUCUUACCUUUCGGCCACCAGCGGACCAUGUUCAGACAAAAAAGGCACCGGCACCGAUUUUGCGUCUUUUUGAAAGGCACCUUCGCCGAUUUUGCGCUUUUUUGAAAGGCACCGACGCCCAUUUUGCACCGUUUGAAAAGCGCGUAGCGGGCCAAGUUUCAAAAAGCCUUGUAAGAAUGAUAAUUUUCAGCGUUACCCGAAUGGAUAGACUUCGGCCAGAUGACAAAGAAAACAACGAUCUGUUCCUGAGCAACCUUCCUCCGCUCAUUCAAUCCGUCGUCAGUUAUAGCACCAGCGCUCUGGACGUAGACUCCCAUAAUGACAUGGAAUUACUGGAGAAUGAAGACGUUAUGAUGACUGAAGAUAUCACGAGGACUACAUCGUCAGUUCUUGUCGAUUCAUCCAAUUCCUACAGACCAGCAGAAAUCUGUCAUGAUCAAAUAUCCGCUGAUCACAGUUCCAAUAAUUCUGUGGAGUCUGCUGCACCCGUGUCAAUUGAAAAACGAAGACAGAUGAUGUCAGUUGGAAAAGCGCCGAAAGCCGGAGGCGGAAAUCAACGAAAGAAACGUGAUAUGGUAGAAAAUCUGUACGACUCUCUCACUGACAACUUCGUUCCAACGGAUGGAGGGCGCAGAGGAAGGAGACGACAGCGUGGUUCAGACGACGAAGAUGAUGAAUUGCAACGGGAUUUAGAACUGAUUGCCGCAAUGGAAGCGGGCGAAAAGCUACCAAGCAGUGUUACCGGAUUCACUGUGACAGAAGAUGAUGCACAUCACUUCUUUGAGAGUAGAAAAAGGAGAAGAAAAGAGGACAAAGAAAAUAAAAGGGACCGAAAAGACAGAUCUCCGACGCCGACUGAUGUUAUUGAUGCUAGGGAUGCGGAAUGGCAAGAAAGACUCAGGUUAAAACAAGAACGAGAGAAGCAUAAGAAAAACGACGAAGAUGGUUCGUGGAGUUUGCAAUCUCUGGCUGAUGCAGAUACACUCGAGAGGUUUCGUCAAGCUGUCGAUGGUAUUCUUGAGCAAAGUGAAAGCUUGGAUACGGAGAUGGCUAUGCCCAAAAAAAGGAAAUCAAAUUCUAAUGCGAAUAAAGCCGAUGCAGAGUCUGAGGAAGAAGAAGAAGAGCUUGAUGAAAUUGAUCCGGACCUGCGAAUCGAUCUCACUUUGCUCGAGGAGUUGCGCAGAGGCUCGACACGACUUCAUGAAUCUCUCGGAUUUUGUUCAAUACUACCUGAAAAGCUUAUUAAGCUUAUUACAAUGUUGGAUAGAAAUAUGCGUGACGCCAUCUCUGCAGACAAUCAACGACUUCUCAUCCCUUGUGAUGACGAAAUUGAUUUGGGAGACGUUUUCGAGAAGGAAAUUUGCGAAGAACGUGUGAAACGAGCUGUUGAUGCCGCGGUUAUUGCUCUUAGCAUAAUGGCGAGUCGUAGAAUGUUCAAGACGGUUAUUAAUGAGGAUGUGAUCGAACGAAGUAUCGGUUUGACGAAACUCCUGCUCCUCCAUCUUAUCUAUCCAGCAUCCGACAGCGUUUACAAGAUGAUCAACACGAAAAGGAAAGGUAGAAACUCAACAACGUUUGUUUUUAAUUUCCUAUCAACUGUUUCAGAUCGUAUACAAGAAGAUGUGCGACGCCGUAAGAAAGUCGGAGUAUGCAACCGUGAUAAGGGAAGCGAGUACAUUUAUGAGAGAAUAACGGAAAUUGUUGCUCUUCUCGCUGCUCUUGUCAAGUCCGAUUAUGUUCCUGACACUGCUGUCCACAGUUCCGCAUCUAUGGCGCUAUCUCCAUUUUUCGUCGCUAACGUUUCAGCUUUACAAAUUUCGGUGAGCAUACAUUCAUGGAUCUCAUACGUUUCAUUUUUAGGCUAUGCAAUUAGCUUCAAACAUCUUCGCCCGUGCCGAUGAUUCUUUGCGGUUUUCGAUAAUCACGGACUUUUUGUCCGCAUUGCACAGAGCUCCACAGUUCUCUCAAAAGAACACAAACACUGGUUAUGUUCUUCCCGAUGGAACUUGGAUUUCUACGACCACUGCAUUAUUCGUACAACUCGUUCAAAGUACGAUUAAAGUGCCGAAGUAUAAAAAACACGCUGACGAAGAAGAUUUAACCAAAAAGUCUAAAAAAGAGGAAACAUUAGUCAAGGAAUCCUUUGUUCAAGCCUCAAAAGUGACAAACGCUUUCUUGAACGGUUUUCUCGCGAAGUGCUCUCAAAAAGGAAGCAAGUUGGACGGAGAAGAGGACUACAGAAUACUGUUUUCCAACUUUCUUCAGGAAUUGCUCGUGGCUCUUUAUUCCCCAGAAUGGCCAGCUGCAGAGAUGAUUCUUACAGCUCUCGGAUCGCUUCUUGUAAAAAACUUCAGGUACUCGAACUACUCGACAUGUGCUUAAAUUCCGUCUUCAGAUCUAAAGCUACCGAUAUGACAAUCAGACAGGCAUCUCUGGACUAUCUUGGCAACAUCACUGCCCGGCUGAGGAAAGAUAUGAAAGAGGCAACUGGAGAAAGACGACUCGACUCAGUUGUUAAGAAAGCGCUGUUCCUAUUAGAUGACAAAGGGGAAUUGCGAUACGAUUCGUAUGAGUCUGUAGACAUUUCCGAUCUAACCACUAACGAGAAAAUGAAGAUUCUGGAAAGCUCUCUCGUAGACUAUCUCGUGAUUUCCAAUCCUUCCGAUUCCAUUUUGUACGCGUGCAAUUUUUAUGUUGGCGAGUGGUACAAAGAAACGGUCGAGGAUUUGGAGAACGCUAGAAUCAAACACAAGGAGGAUAUGGAGGUGAAAGAGACCGAAAAGGAAAUUCGAAAAGCCGAAAAGAAGUACGAUAGAUUAGUCCAGAAAGGUACUGCGAUGAAACAAUUUCUUGCGAAGCUUCUCGACAAGAAAGAAUUGAAACGAAGACUGGAGAAGUCCAAUCGAGUGAAAAUGUUGGAUUCUGAUGCAAGAUGGGGAGUAAAAUUUUUAGCACAAAGCAGAGAGUUUAGCCAUUCAUUUGAGACGUAUCUGAAACAUGUGAGUUAUUUGUUUUUUAUUGCUAUUUUCCACAUUUCUUAAUUUUAGAUUGUGUUCGGCGCUGGAAGUGAGACAGUGGUUGCUUUGCGUUCGAAAGCUCUGAAAUGUCUAAGUUCGAUUAUCGAAGCAGAUUCGAAAGUGUUGAUUCUGGUAAUUACCGGAACUUGACUGUAUAUUUUUUUAAAUUUGUUUUCAGGAAGAUGUUCAACAAGCGGUGCACACCAGAAUGGUUGAUUCACAUGCUCAAGUUCGCGAGUCUGCUGUUGAACUUAUAGGAAGAUUCGUGUUGUACGAUGAAGAUUACGUGCGAAAGUACUAUUACCAAAUCGCAGAAAGGAUUUUGGACACUGGAGUGGCUGUGCGAAAGCGCGUUAUUCGUAUUAUGCGAGAUAUAUGCGAGAAGUUUCCGUCUUUCGAAAUGAUUCCGGAUAUGCUUGCGAGAAUGAUCAGAAGGGUGACCGAUGAGGAUGGAGUGAAGAAAUUGGUUUAUGAAACAUUUACAACUCUCUGGUUUCAACCAGUGGACAUACGAGUUUAUCCAAAUGGAAUUGCCACGAAAGUUACCACGAUGUGUAGUGUUGCACAGCACUGCAUAAAGGAUGCCAUGAGUGAUUAUCUCGAAAUGUUGAUUCUACAAAUUGUGAAAAGCGGACAAGACAGUUCUUAUAUGGCUGUCGCCGUCAAACAGAUCGUCGACUCGCUCGUGGACCACAUUCUCAAUUUGGAGAUGAGAAAGUCAAAAGAUAAGAAUUUCAUGCCAUCGGAAGCUGAAAUGGCCAAACUGAAGGAACAAGAAGAGAAGUACAUGGCUUACUUAUCCACUUUGGCGAUCUUCAGUAAGAUCCGCCCUAAUCUUUUGACAAGUCACGUCGAAGUACUUCUGCCGUAUCUCACUUUCACUGGCGCUAAAACCAACACUGAGAAUCAAGUGACGAAGGAAAUGAUUGGAAUGUUGGAACGAGUUAUCCCAUUGAUUCCGUUCCCGAGCUCUGAAAUUCUCGACUCAAUUGAUGAGAAUUUGUCCAAAGUUAUCAUGUUCAAUGGAAUGGCGUUGGUGGUUUCUGCGGUUUCGUGUAUUGCCUCCAUCUACCAGAAGUUCAACAGAGGCGCAACAAAGACUAUGGACAUAUUCAACACGUAUUCGCGUAAUAAAUCUACUUUAAGAAACUAACCUAAUCACUGAAAAAUUUUAGGGCAUUUGGAAAUCGUGAAGCGAAACUUUGACACAGAUCCGAAAUAUGAUCUGGAUCCAAAGAUGUAUGCUAUACUUUCGCGAUCCAUUUUUAGUAUUGGUGUCCUUUCUCGUUACUUUAGCUUUGAGAAUAUUUUAAAGUUGAAGACGGAUGUUGUCGAAGAGGACCACAUUGAUAGUCUCAAAGAGAAGAUCUUCAUUCUGCUCGACUUCUUCUCCAGAUAUAAUCGCGGUGGAAUCAGACAAAAAGCAUUGACUGCCCUUGGUUAGCUAUCAUGUAUGAAGAUUUUUGAAAUGGUUAACUUCAUUGCAGGUCAUUUCUGUGCGAAACACUCAUCUUAUCUUACUAAGAAACAACUACAAAAUACAUAUCUUGAGAUCCUCCAAUCAUCUACUGUCGCAGGAAUGCAGCAAAGAAUUUUGGUUCUGCAAAACCUCGAAAUGUUUUUACAAUGCGAAGAGCAGAAACUUGCUGCAAGUCAUGAAAACUGGGAUGAGAAGAAAGACAUGCAAAACUUGAAAGAGAUGGAAUUGAGUGGAUCAGGUCUAGGAUCGUCCGUCAUUCAAAAAUACUGGAAAGCAGUGCUUGAAUCCUUCGUCGAUUCCGAUGUUCAUUUGCGAAGAGCUGCAGUGCAGGUGGUCUGGCUAACUCUGAAUCAGGGGUUGGUUACUCCUGGAGCAUCGAUUCCGACACUUAUUGCGAUGACCACCGAUCCAGUGGAUAUUAUCCGUAACAGGAUAGACAUUUUGCUGAAAGAGAUUGAUUCGAAAUACUCAGGAAUGGUUCAGAGCAAGGCAAUGCAGGGGGUUAGGCUCUCUUAUCAGCUACACUUCAAGCUUCGACAUAGCGUAAACGGUCAUGUUAAGCCGGUUCGAGGAUUCCGAUUUUGUGAUUUCCAUUGUGGGAAGCUAUAAAAUCAUGCAUUUCUCUGAAUUCAUGUUGUUUUCAGUGAAUACUUCUCCACAUGCACUUCCCGAAAAGACACACGACGGAAUGGCUGUUCUUAGCGGACUUUAUCAAAGUAUUCGGACCAAUAGGCAACAAAGAAGGUCAUUUCUUCAAUCCAUUGUUAAGCUUUUCGGCGAAGAAACUCACGAUAAGCCUGACCUGAUGGAAUAUAUCUUCAUCGCUGACAAUAUGGCAAUGUUCCCGUACCAAAUGAUUGAUGAACCGCUCUACGUCAUCCGACAGAUAGACCAAAAUGUCGCCCAGACCGGACAAGCAUUGCUCAUCCAAUACAAACAUUAUUUGCGAAUUCACGAUACCGAAGACGAAGAUGUGGCGUUUAUUGAUCAAAAUUUGAUAAACAGACUUUCUCAGCUGAAUCAGCCGGACACCUUCCACAGUUUGUUCCUGAACAGUCAAAUUCCAUCGAUUCUAUUAUACAUCAGAAGUUUUUUAAUGCAGCUCUACGGAUUCAAUGAAACGUGAGUGCCUAUUCAAGCUUGGCGAGGCUAUCAGUAACAAGAAAAAUGGGCCCGCUGCGCGGUCCGAGCUGACGCUUGUUUGUUUCUCAGAACCGUUUAAAAUUUCACGUGUUAAUUUCUCAAUUUCUCUGUAUUAUAGGGGCACCGCACAGAAAUGGCGCUCUGUUGAGAAACUCUUUCUGCAGUGCAAAUUGAGCGACCUCGGGGCCGAGUUUGAAAAUUUAGGCCACGUUUUCAGUGGAAAAUUACUUCGCGGCCUAGAAAUUCGGCCAGAUUGCGAACAGCGCGCCCUUUCUGUCCGGUGCCCCUAUAAUAAAAAUGAAGAAAAGUGGGGACGGACAAACGGAGAACUAAGCAAGCAAAGAGACAAACCCGGUAAGAGGUAUAUUAAUAAGAACAAAACUUUUGUAACCUAGGCUCGCUGCGCAGCCCGAGCUCGUUUCGGAACGGUGCCGGCGCCUUUUUUCUCUGAUAGUGGGUCCGCUACAACUUUUCCGUUUUAAAAAUGAAUAAAUGGCCGGAAUUUUUGAAGACUUUUGAACCUGGGUCCGCUGUGCGGACCGAGCUGACGCUCGGAAGCGGCUUUGCCGCUUUUUUGAAUCUCCGAACCGUUUAAAAGUUCACGUGUUCAUUUCCUUGUUUCUCCGUCACAACUUUCUGAGGCUACGCCGAGCCAGAACUGUCCCGAAUCAGAACUAUCCCGGAUCAGAACCGACCUGCAGGUGGUUCUUGUUACAAAAAGUCAUGUUGUGAUGGGUUCUGAUUCGAACAGUUCUGGCUCGGCGUAGCCUCCGCUUGCUUUUUAUUAAAUAAGAAUGAUGACGAUGAUCAUGAUGAUUAUGAUGGUGAUGAUUUCAGAAAAGUUGCUGAGUAUCUUCCCUCGGAAGCUGUUAAAGUUUACGAGAAAGCAGUAUCUCGUCGAAAUAUUCAUAUGUUCAAACCAGUCACUGCUUUGGAAGCACUCGCGCUCCCUCAUCAUCGUGGAUCGUUCGAGCAUACCGCUUUCUUAGCCGAAAAAAUUUCAUCGGUAUUUUUUCAGUUUCGAUUUGCAGUUCAAGAAAAACUUACAGUUCCGAAAAAUGCUUCUUUCUUUGGACCAAGUGGAAGAUAUGGAAGUCGGAGGCAACGUUACAACAGCCAACCAAGGCGAUGAUUACGACGAGGAAGAUGAAGUUGGAGAAGCUGAGCCAAUAGACCAGUGA
Messenger RNA from Caenorhabditis sp. 36 PRJEB53466, 8228 nucleotides. NCBI's taxonomy places the organism in Eukaryota, Metazoa, Nematoda, Chromadorea, Rhabditida, Rhabditidae. The record is from the annotation of a GenBank genome assembly.